Uloborus diversus is the source of this 1709-nucleotide messenger RNA. RefSeq lists its product as uncharacterized. The coding region runs from base 213 to 1532 and encodes 439 amino acids. The transcript is spliced from 7 exons. Gene Ontology annotation, biological process: intracellular signal transduction; cell surface receptor protein tyrosine kinase signaling pathway. The record is from RefSeq and is a predicted model, not a curated record. Lineage: Eukaryota; Metazoa; Arthropoda; Arachnida; Araneae; Uloboridae.
CACAAGCAAACCAAAAGAAAAAAAACAGGAUAUUUUGUCGUUCAUUUUCUGAAUUUUCCAGUCAAACAGUUGCGAAUCAUUUAGCAUUACCUUCUAACUGCAAUAAGUUGCAGUCUAAGAACUUAGAAACACUUGACGUAAUUAUAGCUAGAAAAAAGGAAGAUGAUAGUGAUGAGGAAGAUUUUUUUGAAAAAACAGAAAAUAUUAAAUCAAUGCAAUUAUUAAAACCGCUGUCAAACUCGCAAAACAUGACUUUUCAGGCACCCCAUUGUACUUCCAGUCAAGAAGGAAAACUAACCUUUGCCAAAGGACUCGAUUCUCAGGCGGAUAUUUUUUCUCCUUUGAUCACCGAAACAGGAGUGAAUAAAAAGCCAAAACCGCCUGUACCUCCAAAGCCACGUUUAAAAUUAAAAGAACAUGCUACCGAUGCGUCGAAAACGCACUCAGAUUGCGGUAACGGAAAAGAAAAUCCUGCACUAUUUCAAAAAUGCCUUGACGAAAUGUUUCACAAGCAAGUGGAAGUUAGCAGGUCACAAAUGCACAAAGAUGUAAAACUUUUUCAGAAUGAAAAGGAUAAAAGUAAUGAGUUUCCGAAAGAUAUUGCAACCGAAUGUGUACGGAAAGUGAAACAUAAUUUUCAAAGUAAAAGAAAUGCAAUUGAGUCAGGAGUACUUCAAAACUCUUUAAAGCAAGAUAUUGCAACGAGUGAAGCUAUUACAAAUGAAGAGAAUGUAACGACUAGCGUUUCAACGGAGACUCCAACGAUCAUACAUCCUCUCAUGCCGGAGUAUGAAACAACUUUACAAGACGUUGAUGCAAACUCAAGCAACGUGUCACAUUUUUUCAGUUUUAGUUCUAAAUCUGUAUCAAUCAGCCGAAACGAAGAGAUGAAUGAUGUACCACGACGGAGAAAAGUUGUAAGUUUCUCUGAAAGUAUAGAAAAUAUCUUAGAUGCACCUUCUUGGGUUCCUCCUCGUCCGCCUUUACCUCAAAGGACGCACAGAUCUCUGUCCUGCUCGAGCUUAGUUAAAUCAUUCCAAGAGUUUUCUCUUGGAAAGAAGACUAAAAUUACAGCAAAGACUUCAACUGACUUAAAUCAAGGUUCAACCGAGGAAGAUUAUCACCUUGUACACACCAUAGGUUUUCAUUCUCCAGCACGAUUCGUCCGGCCUACAACCAGGGAACCAGCCUGGUUUCAUAAUGUCGAACCGUUUGAAGCGAAUCGACGUCUCUUCGCAAUGGGGCAGGAUGGUGCUUUCCUGGUGCGUCCAACCAGUGGGAUGCAAUAUAAAGAACCUUCACGGCUAACACUUUGUGUUGCCGUAGCAGAUUACAUAUUGAAUCUUCGAAUACGUCAGCAAGAGGAUGGCACUUAUGCCUUUGGAUCAUACAAAUCAGCUAAGAAAACGUUCCGGACUGUCAAGGAACUGCUUCAUUACCACCAAAGCGUUCCCAUUGAGGCCUUCCUAACUGAAAAGAGAGAAAGAAUGUUUGUCCGCCUUCUCGUUACCCCUCCGAAAGAACUCUUUUGAAAAUCAAGACUGAAAACUUUUUACAAUGCCGAAUGUGAUUUUUUGAACCGAGAUUAAAUUAUACCAAUUUUUUACUUUGUGAAUUACAUUGCAAUUACAUUUUUAUGUCUAAUUAACUGAGACACAAAAUUGAAUUUUUGUGCUGAAACAAAAUAAAUAAAAGACAACUUGAAUGGA